Messenger RNA from Micropterus salmoides (largemouth bass), 2358 nucleotides. Its product is annotated as Fc receptor-like B. Lineage: Eukaryota; Metazoa; Chordata; Actinopteri; Centrarchiformes; Centrarchidae. Gene Ontology annotation, molecular function: transmembrane signaling receptor activity. The transcript is spliced from 7 exons. The record is from RefSeq and is a predicted model, not a curated record. Gene Ontology annotation, biological process: cell surface receptor signaling pathway. The coding region runs from base 136 to 891 and encodes 251 amino acids.
GGAUCUGCUGCUAAUGACUUGGUGCCAGAUAUCACAUCGGACCAGGACUGUUUUGGCAGAAACCCAUUUUUUCUCAGAGGAAGUGGCGAGCAGACCAUGUACAAGUGAGGCGUGUGUCAGCAGCAGCAGGAAAGGAUGAAGGUCGCUGUGUUCUGUCUCAGCCUUUGUGUGUUUCAUUCACGUACCUCAUCUGAUACCAGAGAAGAAGCCGCUCUGAGCGUCCUUCCCAACAGAUCCCAGUUCUUUCAGUACGAGUCUGUCUCUCUGAGCUGUGGGCAGCAGGUAAUCUCUUCUGAGUGGAGCGUUAAGAGGAACACAUCCAAAGACACAAAUGAAGAGUGUUUCAAAUUCUGUGGAAGAAAAUAUGAAUCCCACUGCUUCAUCGCUGACCUUUACCCAUCAGACACUGGAGUGUACUGGUGUGAGUUUGCAGCAGGAGAGCGCAGUGAAGCCGUCAGCAUCACAGUGACCAGUGGCUUUGUGAUCCUGGAGAUUCCUGUCCUUCCUGUGAUGGAGGGUGACGAUGUGACUCUGAGCUGCAGAAACAAGAUACAUCCCUCCAGUCUCACAGCUGAUUUCUAUAAAGAUGGACUUCUCAUCAGGAGCAGCUCUACAGGAAACAUGACCAUCCACAGUGUCUCCGAAUCUGAUGAAGGAUUCUACACGUGCAAAGUCUCUGGAGAUGAAUCACCAGACAGCUGGCUGACUGUCAGAGUGUCAGAGCCAGCAGCUCCUGUAAUGCGUGUCUGCAGACUGAUUCAUCAUGUAGUUGUAGGGACUCCUUACCUGCUGUCCACCAUCGUACUGGGACUCAUAUACAGAGACAACAGAAGAGCACUUCAGGUGAUUGCAGAGGACAGAGGCCAUCAUGUCGUCAUGGAGGUGGAAUAGAUUACAAGACCACAGAUUUUGUAUAUUAUAAUGUUGUUAUGUGUCUGUACUUUUUAACAUGCAUCUUUUUCAUUUGGUGCUCAUAAAAGAACAAAGGUUUUUUCAUGGAAGUUAGUUCCCUGAGACAAAAUGAGUGGCAGGCAAGGCAGGAGGGAUGCUGAGUGCCCGGGGCAGAAAACAAGUUUUGGACCCAAUUGCAGAACACUAAAAGCAAAAUUAUAUGAGAUGGUUUUUUAAUAUGAUUUGGCGCCCCGACCUUUCAUAGUUUACCGCUGAUAAAUAAACCGUAAAUAAGGACAGCUGCACAUGUGCAUUUGUAAUGAUUACAUUGCUAUCAAAAACUAGCAAGUUGCCAGCUUUGGUAACACAGUCAAACAUCAGCAAUGGCAACAACAAAAGACAGCAAUAUUAGUAACUAGUCUAACUGUGUACACAGAAAAAGGGCCAGCUCGGUCUCUGUCUCCCACUAACGUCCGGGAGCUUCUUGCCUUGGUCACUCUCUUUAACUCUUCUUAGCUUCCUCUGUCAAUGUCCUUUUCUGUCUGUUUGCCUCUGCCAUUAGCUAAUGUUAUGUCCAUAGAGGCUGCAGAGCCCAGUUAUGUUGCCAGCUCAACCCUGGUUCGACACAAGCACCGCUGUCUACUGGCAGCAGCAUAAUGUCGCUUGAAACUUGUAAGCUAGCCAGCAACCGACACAAGAGCACUUACAGUAAUGUUACCGAUGUCCGAGUGUGUUAUCUAGUAACUUUGCUAACGUCAAGUCUAUAUUUAUCUGAAAUCUCUGGCUGAUUUUGCUCGUAUCAACAACUUUGCUAACUUCAAAACAAAAAAAAAGUGCAAAAACACACAACAUAGCAAGCCAGCUAAUAAGUUUUUACUGUCCAACAGAAAAAAAGCCAGCUCGGCUUCUCUACUGCAUCUUUUUAGCUCUUUUAGCUCACUCCACCGUGUAAAAACCUGUAAUAUAUUUAAGCUACUCUUGUCCGGUCACUUGCAGAGCUAGCUUGAUCCAAAUAACUUACAUUGGUUAUUAUAUACUUUUUACUCCUUCUUAUAGCUUGUAGCCAAAGAGUCGUCUUGGUGCCGUAUACCAUUACACUGUUGUUAUGAUAAAUGUUCUGCCCAGGUUUUCAAAGUUACAUGGCACGAUAUCUGGAGUAGGAGUGGCAAUGAGAGAGACUCUAUCACCCUAUUACAAGUCAGUGUAGCAUCAAAAUGAGCUUGAAGAUGUUAUUUUAAGAUAAGAAUACGACAUACUGUUGUUUCAAACACAGCAGGAAGUGUAUACCAGUGUAUUAGCAGUAUUACUUUACUGGUUAUUUUAGUUUAUUUUAUUUUUCUAUUUUUCUUUUAACUGUAAGUUUAAAUUCAUAACUUUCUUCCUGCUGUUACCUUGUAUGUUAUUUUGUUUGCUAUGUUUUAUUUAGUUUGCUCUUGUGAAAGCACUUUGUAACAUUGUUUUGAAAAG